UGAGAAAAAGCGCCAAAAUAUGCAAACCCGUGGGUGAGGGCUACUUUCACUUUACUGAACGAAAACAUUAACAUAAAGAUGGGACGCUGUACGACAUGGAAAUACUUUGAAGAGGCAGUUCCUCCAAGAUGUCAUCGGAUAACAAUAAUGAUGAUGAUAUGAACUCGGAUCAAAGUGGGCUAAAUGUAGAGACUCUUCCUAUUAAUACCUUGUCCGUAUUACCACAGAGUUUUAGUGACGAUACUGGUUUGAUUAUCAGUGAUCCGAGUACAGAUGAAGCUCCUCCUGCUAAACGUAUAAAGACAGAGUCUCCACAUGAUCAUCUUAGUCCUGAUCAGUCAAUCAAACAACUUUUGUUCACAAUAAACAAAGCUAUUUGUAUGAGAUUAGAUGGUAUAGAGAACAGUAUAGAGAUACUCAAUGGUAGAACUAAAUAUUUGGAGGAACGUAUGGAUGAACUGGUUGACAAUGUAAAAAAUGUUCCUGGAUCCAGUACCAGUCAAAUUUCCCCUAAUCCAUCCAAGAAAGGAGCAGGGGCUGUAAUAGUUGGUUUACCACAGAAUGGAAGUCAGACAGCUCAGAAUGUUGAUGCCAUGCAGAACAUGGGACUAGGACCUAAUGUCACACUUAUUACUCUCAACUCAGAAGAUGAUUUCCCAAAUGGUACAUGGCUUGGAGAUGAAACUAAUCCAGAAAUGAGAGUCAGAGUGCCUAUUACUCCUAGUGAUAUAUUACAUGUACAUUCCAAUUGUCGGACAGCAGAAAAGAUGGCGCUAACUAUGUUAGAUUAUUUGUUUGACCGGGAAACACAGGCUUCUUCUAAUUUAUCUGGUAUGGGAAAGCAUGGAAAAAAGCAGUUAGACCCUCUCAUGAUAUAUGGUAUUAGAUGUCAUUUGAUACACAGAUUUCAAAUCUCGGAAGCUGAUUGGCAUAGAAUUAAACAGAACAUGGAUUCUAAAUGUAGAACAGCAUUUAGAAGAAAGCAGCGAGGGAUGCCAUUAACUGUCAAAGCUUUUCGUGGAAAAUCUGUUCCUAAUUUUAUAGGACCAGGAGGGACAUCUGAUUUAUCAAUCAGUGAUGAUGACUCAUUACAAGACUCAGAACUUCAUAUACAUCAGGGUGACCAGGGUGAAAGUAUAAAGCAAGCUUUAACCAUGCAAAAUAUAGACAGUAGUAUAAAACAGGCCUUGUCAAUGCAUGGGGACGGACUACCUCAGGGAGAAAUACAGAUUCUACAUGCCACUCCUGAACAAAUCUCACAGCUUCAACAAGCACAGCAUAUACAAAUACUACAGGGAGAUCAAAUUAUACAGUUACCUUUACCUAUAUCUCAAGCAGAUGGAACAGAGGGUUUACAAGUUGUGAAUUCUGUUGGGGACCACAGUGAUAAUCUUCAAGUUCACACCGUUACGACAGACAGCGGUGAAGUGUUACAUAUACAACAAACAGAUCACACAACAGAUUGAUGAUGUGUGUAAUAAUCAUAAAGUGCCUGAUAGCAAUGUUUUUGGACUGCACAAUAUUAGAAUUGAUUUAUGCAAAUUUGUAUUUAGAUAUGUUCAUGUUUGUUGGCGUGUUUAGCAAUAUAAACAAAAUAUAGUUUAUAAGAGUGGGAAAUAAGUGAAUAAUCUGUUAUUUUUUCUCAUCACUUGGCGCACAUCAAGUCGUCGUCUGUUAACUUUUACAAACAUCUUCUCUGAAACUAAUGGGCCAAAUUUAACCAAACUUGACCAAAAUCAUUAUUGGGGUAUCUAGUUUUACUAGUUUUGUUCUUCUAAAAAUCUUUUCUUAUGUAGAAAUUGAGUCAUUAAGAUAUGAAUAAAAGGAGAUGUGUGUUAUACAUCAAUGAGACUGCAAUUAAACAACACAGAAAAUACCAAAGUCAUAAAGAGGUCAACAUACCAUCUUCAAAUAUCAGAGACUUUCAAAGACAAGCCAUCAAGACAAAAUUCACUGUUUCAGAUUCUAAAGGACUAUUGGUCAUUUUAUUGUUCUCACCCUAACAUUAGGAUGAUAUCAUGUUAUUAGUUGAAUUUCUAUUGUUAAUGACGUUUUAAGCAAUCAAAUGUUUUGGAGUUCCCUCUGAAAAUAUUACCCAGAAUGCAUUAGAUUCUGAAAGAGUGAAUUCAGUAAAGAUUAGUUAACUGCUAUUUGCUUAAUGUCCAAUGGUAUUCACUUAAAGAUAAAAACUGUUAAAUAUAAAUAAAGAAAACCAAUGAGAAGUUUAUUGAAUUGGGGCCACUCAUAAACAUAUGGCUGGAGUUAAUCAUGUUUUUUUUUAAAAACAGUCAACCUUUUUUUUCCUAAUUUUGAUUGAGUUUCAACUUUAUGUAAAUAGAGGAACAAAUAUAAAAAUAUUUUAAGAAAAAGCACUCUAAAUUAUUUACAUUCAUAUUAUGAACGGCAAAAACCAGGCACAAGUGAAAAAAUGGUGGAUCAAAGAAGGCCCAAAGUUACUGAAAAAAGCUCAAAAGUUCUAAAACUGCUGAUAAUGAAAUAAUGCAAUCCUACACUUUACUAUUGACAACUUCAAGUAAAUGACUAACAGGGAGGUAAAACACAAUCUUGUGCAAUGCCUAAAAUUUGUACAGAAUCAUAUUACAGAAAAGAGAACAAGUAUUUAACUACAUGUUUCUUCUUUUUAGGCUAUCCAUCCUUUGCCCACAAAUUGUCCUUUACAAACCUCAAUAACUACCAUCCACCUUCAAUGUAGUGCCAAUAUUUUAUUCUAUUCCAUAGAUGUUAUUAAAACUUAAAUUUUGAUAUAAGGACACACACAUUGAAUCAUACUGUGAUAACUCAUCUGGCAAAAUCACUUUCCUUCUAUGACACUUAGUUUUGUUUUGAUUGUAUCAAAUGUUAGAUAAGUACUUUUAUUUUGUCAUGAAUAAACAUGUAGCUCAAUAAUUCAUUUUACCUUUUCAUAAUUAUGUCACUUUUUACAUUGAAAUACUGUGAAGGUAUCACUUGACCUUUAGCUAUCUUUUCAUAAAUUUACAUGCAAUACUGUGAGUCUAUAUAUCUCUUAAACUGAAAUAAGCAGUUGUUAUACAGGUUUUGGGUAAAAUCAGUCUAAGGAUUGUUGGUUAGAAUUAUUCUAAAUUCUUUCACUUCUUAUUCUUUAGUUAAGUUUACUUAUUUGUCUUGAUAUUAAUCUUUUGGCCUUUAGCUUAUGCCUGUCUUACCUGGCACAGGGUUUAUUUUACCCUGGCCCUUUUUUAUGGUUCAUUGGUCAACAUUAAGUUUUUUUAGUAAGUUUUGUUUUUAGAUACUACAUGUAUAAGCAAUAGGUCAGUUGUAUUUGGAGUAUUGAAUGAUUUUAGGGUGGAAAUGUAUGUCUAACAGGGUUAAUCUGACGCUUACCUCAUUUUCAUGGUUUGUUAGCCAAUGUUCUCAUGAUAGGUUAGUUUUCCGAUUCUAUAAGCAAUAGGUCAACUAUAUUUGUUGUAUAGAAUGAUAGUACCGUGUACAUGUCUGUCUUUCAAGGUUCCACUGACCUUUACCUCAUUUUCAUGGUUAAUUGGUCAACCACAAAUUUAUAUGUUCAAUAAUCACAACUUUUUUCUCAACGAAGGAAACUGGUAUCCACAAGCAAUAGUUUAGCUAUACUUGGUAUGAUUGUAAGGUGUAUAUGUUCUGUCUGGCAGGGUUAAUCUGACUUUGAUCUCAAUGUCAUUUAUCAUUGAUAAUGUUAAGUUUAUGUGAUACCUGUAGCGAAAACUUUAUCAGAAGACUUAAAAUACAAUUAUGGACAAUAAAGCAGAGAGGAUACUUUAGCAUGUGUACUCUUGUUCAGACAUAAAUAUUACUAAGAAAGUACAUUUUUGUGUGUCCACACUUUCAUUUCAUGUGUGUUAGUGAUGACUAGCUGCACUCUUAUAUACAUGUGUUUACCUGUUACAUUUGUUAUGUUAUGUGGAUGUUGAAAAUUAAAGUUUAUAUUUAACUUAUAAUCUAUGAUGAUUAUUGCAUAAUAAAGAUUUGA
Messenger RNA from Mytilus californianus (California mussel), 3985 nucleotides. Its product is annotated as protein BANP-like. The coding region runs from base 129 to 1466 and encodes 445 amino acids. Gene Ontology annotation, biological process: protein localization to nucleus; negative regulation of protein catabolic process. The record is from RefSeq and is a predicted model, not a curated record. NCBI's taxonomy places the organism in Eukaryota, Metazoa, Mollusca, Bivalvia, Mytilida, Mytilidae. The transcript is spliced from 11 exons. Gene Ontology annotation, molecular function: DNA binding.